AUGAACUAUUCAAUAAUGGAAAGAAAGAAUUAUACUAAGCCAAUUGUUGGAUAUUGGUUAUUAGGAAUUUCCGGAUUGACUUUUGGUAUAGUUGUAUUAGGGGGAUUAACCAGAUUGACUGAAAGUGGAUUAUCAAUUGUAGAAUGGAAACCUAUAACUGGAAUCAUUCCUCCAAUGAAUCAUUCUCAAUGGAAUGAAGAAUUUAAAAAAUAUCAACAAUUUCCCGAAUAUAAAUUACAAAAUUAUGAUAUGACAUUAUCGGAUUUUAAAUAUAUCUAUUUUAUGGAAUGGGCACAUCGAAUGUGGGGUAGAAUGAUUGGAAUAGGAUUCAUUUUACCUGCAACAUAUUUUGGAAUUCAUGGAUAUAUGUCAAGAUCCGUGACAAAGAAGGUUAUCGGUUUGGCAGGAUUACUUGGUUUUCAGGGUCUAUUAGGAUGGUAUAUGGUUAAAUCUGGACUUGAUGAGAAAUUAAUUUCAACACCAAAUUCUAUUGCUCGAGUUAGUCAUUAUCGAUUAGUUGCACAUUUAGGUAGUGCAUUCCUUCUUUAUGCGGGAAUGUUUUUAACUGGUUUACAAAUUAUUCGUGAUGCAAAAAUUAUAAAUGGAACUUUUCCCAUGGAUGUCGCCAAAAUGCUUGCGAAUCCAGCUCUCAAGAGAUUUCGUCUUUUUUCUAUCGGUACUGCUGUAUUAGUAUUUCUAACCUCUAUGUCUGGAGCAUUAGUCGCUGGAUUGGAUGCUGGUCUUAUUUAUAAUGAAUUUCCAUACAUGGGACAAAAUAUUAUUCCUCCAAAAUCUGAACUUUUUUCUACAAAUUUUGAUUUAUGGCGAAAUUUUUUUGAUAAUCCAACGACUGUUCAAUUUGAUCAUCGAGUUCUGGCUACAACAACUUUUACUGUAAUCAUGACAUUAUGGUUAUAUUCUCGUCGUUUUAAUCUUCCACCGAAAGUUCGUUUAUUAAUUAAUAGCGUUCUUGGUGUAGGAUGUUUACAAGUAACUUUAGGAAUUAGUACUUUAAUUUAUUUGGUACCAAUUCCUUUGGCUUUAGCACAUCAAGCAGGUAGUUUAACUCUUUUAACCACAGUAUUGCAUUUAGUACAUGCCAUGAGAAAAGUGCCAAUCAAAUUGUAA
Diversispora eburnea is the source of this 1128-nucleotide messenger RNA. NCBI's taxonomy places the organism in Eukaryota, Fungi, Glomeromycota, Glomeromycetes, Diversisporales, Diversisporaceae. The record is from the annotation of a GenBank genome assembly.